Messenger RNA from Clarias gariepinus (North African catfish), 3610 nucleotides. Its product is annotated as adhesion G protein-coupled receptor F5. The record is from RefSeq and is a predicted model, not a curated record. Gene Ontology annotation, biological process: cell surface receptor signaling pathway; G protein-coupled receptor signaling pathway. Gene Ontology annotation, cellular component: membrane. Lineage: Eukaryota; Metazoa; Chordata; Actinopteri; Siluriformes; Clariidae. The coding region runs from base 1 to 3324 and encodes 1107 amino acids. Gene Ontology annotation, molecular function: G protein-coupled receptor activity. The transcript is spliced from 18 exons.
AUGAUAUCAAGUUGCCUUCUGACUUUCAUCUUGCUAAUGAAAAUGUGUGUUGUGGAAACACAAGGAUUCUUCAAAUUAUCAGCCGACACUGCUGAGGUCAGUUCUAAAGAUGGGCAACUCAGUCACUUGAGACCAAAACGACAAUCUAGUCCAUAUGCUCUAGAAUACCUCGUGGUGGUGGAGAUAAAUGUUUCUGAGGUGAUUUUGAUACAGCAACUCAAAUCAUUCUCCAAUCUUCAGCUAGACAACUCCACGCUAAUCUAUUCUGUGAAUCUAACAACUGUCUGCCAAGUAAAUAAUACUGGAUACCAGUGCAUGUGUCAAGAUCAGUAUUUUUGGCCAUGUGACAAGUGCAUGAAAUAUGGGCAAUGUGAUGGCUCCACCGCAUCCUCAUGUUCCUGCAUUAAUGGUUUUCCAAAUGAUGGACAGUUCUGUCCGGCACUGAAUGACAUAUCAAAUGGAAGCGCAUGUCCAAGUUCAGCACCACCUAAAGGGAUCCAAAUAAGUAUGUCAUUGACGUUAAAUGAAACGUUUGACGUUGCACUUACCAACCAAAUAAGUGGGAAAUACAACAUAUAUAAGACCACAUUUGAGAGUGCAAUUGAUCAGAGUUACCGAGGCAUGGCAGGCUACAUACCUGGCUCUGUGAGAGUUUUAAGGUUCAGGCCUGGCAGCGUAAUUGUAGACUUUACAAUUAACACAACCUCAAACCAACUCGAUUUUAAAUCUGCAAACAGAGCGCUGUCUCAAAUACUUACCAGCAAUGGAUUUAAUGUUGAAACAAAUUCUUUUGCUUUAAGUGAUGAGUAUAAUCUAGCCCAAAACUGGGGCACAUUAUAUCCUCUGCAAGAUGUGCAGUUAAACUGUGGUCUUUCAACUGGUGUAAUGGGAACCAUUCAAUGGCGUGUGAAUGGACUUGAUCCUGCUCUAAAUCCUGCUAAAUACAUCAUCCUUAAUAACAACCGGACUCUGAUAGUAAUACAUGCCUCUGCAGUCGACAGUGGUACAUAUAAAUGCCUAACUGAAAACAACUCACUUACAUUUAUCCAGUGGCAAAACAUAGUGAUUCAGCCUUUUCCCAACAUACAAGUGGAUCCUAAUAAAGUCUUCAAAUGUGACAAUUUGUCCAUACUACUACAGUGCUGUGCUUACAGCAGCUAUACAAUAGAGUGGACCAAGGGCUCCGGGUCUCCACUGACAUCUACAGGUACAGUGUCCGGCUGCAUCGUGCAUAAUUACACUGUCCUGAAACAGGAUUGUCAGGCUGGUGACCAACAAAUCAUUUUCACAUGUCAGCUUUCGGAAAAAAGCCUGAGUGUGUUUAAUUACAGCUCCAAAAGCAUAGCGAUAAACAUAACCCAAAAAGCAUUCGACUGCUCUGACAGUACCUUCGGCUCUGGGAAUGUAAAUCAGACAACAUUUGCACAAUGUAAUGGAGAUGAGAUUGGCAUUCAGUGGGCAGUAUGUAAUAAAACAGGACAGUGGAGCAUAAGGUUUAAAAACUGCACCCUUCGUGUCAUCCAGAACCUGGAAGAUAACAUUGAAUAUUUAACUGCAGGAGCAGUGCCACAGUUUACUGCUAAUCUCAGUUCCAUUGCAGUACAGAACGCUGAGACUAUAACUACGGUCCCUGUGAAUCUCUUGAAAGUUGUUGAUUUGCUCAGCACACUUGCUGCUAUUUCGAAAUCACAAUCAUUUACUGUAGACAAGGUCACGAUGACGGAUUUCCUCAAAACUGUAGACGUUAUUACUUCUGAGAACGCCCAAGCAACAUGGAUGAGUUUUCACAAUGACAGUGCAAACAUGAAUGCAAGCUCUGUGCUUCUUCAAUCAAUCGAAAGUAUUGGAAGCAGUUUGUCGAGGGAUAAUUUUUCCAUAACAACACCAAAUAUCCAGCUAGUGAGGAAUCUAAACAACUUAAUCUUUGAAAUGUUUAACACAAGUUCCACAACACAAAUAGACCUUCCGGGGACUGGCACACCGUUCCCAGUCACUGUUAUUAUUUUCUCAGCACUAAGCAGUGUGUUACCUGUUCGAAGUGCACCCAACAUUGACAGCAGUCAAACUCAAUCCAGCAUCAAUGGGGAUAUAGUAGUAAUUGAUGGACAGUCAACAAUAAGCAAUGUCUCUCUUUUUUUGGAGGUUAAAAAUAAGACAUUAGGAAAUCCACACUGUGUCUUUUGGAACUUUGACCUUUUAAAUGGAAUGGGUGCAUGGGACUCUACUGGAUGUGAACUGAAGCCAAGUGAUUCAAGUAAAAAGUUAACAUGCCGGUGCAACCACACAACCUCCUUUUCCAUCCUCAUGUCCCCAUUUGUCCCAGAUGACAAAACACUGGCAUAUAUAACGUACAUUGGUGUAGGCAUUUCGAUGGGCAGCUUGGUUUUGUGCCUCCUUAUUGAAAGCCUUAUCUGGAAAUCAGUGACAAAAAAUGAUACAUCGUUCAUGCGCCACGUCUCCAUCACCAACAUCGCUCUGUCCCUUCUGAUUGCGGAUAUAUGUUUUAUAAUUGGAGCAGCAUUUGGAAAAACAGGGCAGCUGACACCAGUGGGUCCCUGCAGUACAGCGACGUUCUUUAUGCACUUCUUUUACCUUGCACUCUUCUUCUGGUUGCUUCUGUCGGCCCUUUUGCUUCUCUACCGCACCUUUAUAGUCUUCUCCAGAUUGUCCAGGGCCAUGAUGAUAGCCAUAGCCUUCACAGUUGGCUACGGAGGCCCAUUAAUUAUAGUUGUUGUUACUGUGGCAGUGACAGCAGGGAACAAUGGAUACAUUCAAAAAGAAAAUGUUUGCUGGCUCAACUGGUAUCAAACUAAAGCUAUGUUGGCAUUUGUGAUUCCAGUCCUGGUCAUAGUGGCUAUAAAUCUCCUGGUGCUGAUUGUGAUUGUAUAUAUGAUACUGAAGAGUGGAUUUAGAACAGCUGGUCAGCGAGAUGAGAAGCAUGCCAUAGUAAUCAUUGCCAGGUGUGUGGGCAUUUUAACACCACUCUUUGGUCUAACUUGGGGAUUUGGAAUUGGAACCAUGGUGUCAUCAGCAUUUGGUAUUCAUGUGGUGUUUGCCGUCCUUAAUUCACUACAGGGUUUCUUUAUUUUAGUUUUUGGAACGCUACUGGACAAAAAGAUUUUCGGCAUGCUCCUAAGGAGAUGGACGCAGCGAAACAUUGGCUCUAACGUCACUGGGAGCGCCUUUGGAGGACCACCAUCUUCUAAGCCGGAGGGUUUCUAUCACAAUUUCCCAAGGAGAUAUGGUUACAACAUAUCCACGGCAGCCUGCUGUUCAAAUCCACCAUCAAGCAACACAGAAACGUUUCGGUUCACGCGCAAGUGACAUUUCUGACUUGACCUGAGUCAAACUGAUUUCUUGAGGUGUAUUUAAUGCAUAAUGUAAUUUAUGAACUAGAAAUGAUUUAUUACAUUAAAGGAAUACUUUGUUACACUAUUAGUACAUGAUAUUUAUGACUUACAUUACCAUUAUCUCAUCUGAUUUAACAUUAAUAUAAUACUGAUUUAACUAUAAUAAUACUUAUCUGUUAAGAAAUACUGUACCAAUGUGAGAUGAUUUUUGCUUUUUGUUCAUGGCAAGACUGUGGGUCAAUAAAAAUACUUGUAUUCCA